Molecule: messenger RNA, 417 nt
Organism: Bactrocera latifrons
Lineage: Eukaryota; Metazoa; Arthropoda; Insecta; Diptera; Tephritidae
Exons: 2
Coding region: 1-417 (138 amino acids)
Source: RefSeq, a predicted model, not a curated record
AUGUUCAAGUACAUUACUUUUGCCGCUCUCUUCACGAUCGCCACUGCCGCAUCCAGCUUCAUUGCUCAACCCGUUGUGGCCAAAGUAGGUGCCGUAGUUCACACCGUUCCAUCUGCCACCUCCCACCAAAGCAUCAUUCAAGUUCACAACAACGCUCACAUUGUUACGCCGGUUGUGAAGGCCGUGACUCCAGUGGUUGAGACCUACUCUGCUCCUGUAGUUCCAGUCGUCAAAACUGUUGCUCCAGUUGUCCCUGUUGUUCAUGCUGCUCCCGUAGUUCCAGUAGUGAAGACUUACUUCGCCCCGGUGAUUCAUCAUGUUCCGGUUGUGAAGUCAGUUGUUUCCCACGUGGUUCAUGCUGCUCCAAUUGUAAAAUCAGUUUUCUCAGCGCCUGUUGCCCACUUAGUUCAUCAUUAA